AAUCAUUUCUUCUCCUUUAAAUACUUGUUUGCUCUCUGUUCGUCUCGAGAAGAAGCCGAAGCCAAACAGCUCCAAAAGCCAAGCUCUCACCGGCGCUCCAAUCGAUCUGAACGACGAACUCUUGGCAGGGAGGGAAAAUAAUUCCGCUUCCAGUUUCAUUUCCCGGCGAUCUUUCCACAUUCUCGCACUUCCGCUGUCGAGUGAUUCAUAUUCUCAAUUGAAGCAAUGAAGCCAGGAAAUUCUAGUUUGAACCCAUAUGCAGCCUCGUAUAUACCUCUUUUUAGGAGGGAGGUAGUUGAACAUACUCAGUCUCCAGGAAUGGUUGCAAAAGCUCCACAGAGUGGCAAUCGAAAUGUGUGGUAUGGACCUGGUUAUGCCGCUGAGAACAGGCAGCAUGGGGUAGCUUCUCCAAUUACUUCAGCCUCGACAGAGAGCCACUAUGGGCAUGGAGUCUAUGGUUCAUCAUCACAACUUCAUGAUGGAAGAACCAAUAAGCAAAUUAUGGAUGAAGAGUCUGACUUUGAGUUGGAAUUUCUACAGAUGACGUUUCCUGGUGUAUCUUCCGAAUCACUUAUGGAUGUGUAUGCAGCUAAUAAUGGAGACUUGGAAAAUACUGUUGACAUGCUUAACCAGCUUGAGGACCUACCACAACUGUUUGUUGACAUUCCUCUCCCAGAUUCUCUGGAUAUCUGGGAUGUUUCGGAGCCUGCGUCGCCAGUGAAACAGAAGAACGCCGUAGGUGAAACCAGUGCCUCUUCAUCUGGUUCCUCCUCUGUCUCGGGCCCCGUAGUCUCAACAACCUGAUUCAUUUACUUGGGGACAAAAACAGAGCAAGUGUUGAAAGUGUUGUUCAAUCUCUUUUGUUUCACCCCAUUUAUGUGGAUAAAGGAUUGGUACAUAGAUAGAGGAAUUCUGGGUUAAAGAGGGAAAAACUACAUAGAAUAUGUUGUGGUACAGAGUUUGCCCGGGUGGUUUUCUUUUGCUUGGAUUCACAGGCAUACAGGUUUCAGGUGUUGAAUCUUCCUAACUGGAAGGUUGGUCAUUUUGGGUUCUGCAGUUUUCAGUGUUCUUCGGGUUUGCUUCCCGAUAGGGUGUAAAAACCGUCGAGGAUGACAGUGGAUGGUUUGGCUGUUGUAAGAGCAGUGCCGUGUUUGGAUUAUACAUAGUAAAGUGCUGAAAGAUUUCCCAUGCUAGCCCACGCACUAUCUGACAAUAAUUUCUUUUAAUCGUAGGUCAUCUCUCAUUUGA
Messenger RNA from Linum tenue, 1248 nucleotides. NCBI's taxonomy places the organism in Eukaryota, Viridiplantae, Streptophyta, Magnoliopsida, Malpighiales, Linaceae. The record is from the annotation of a GenBank genome assembly.